Epinephelus fuscoguttatus (brown-marbled grouper) is the source of this 2944-nucleotide messenger RNA. Its product is annotated as tripartite motif-containing protein 16-like. The record is from RefSeq and is a predicted model, not a curated record. NCBI's taxonomy places the organism in Eukaryota, Metazoa, Chordata, Actinopteri, Perciformes, Serranidae. Bases 9 to 1631 code for a protein of 540 amino acids. Gene Ontology annotation, molecular function: protein binding; zinc ion binding. The transcript has a single exon.
GAGGUGAAAUGGCGCAGCAAGGAAAAAAAGCUGACGAGGUGAAAUUCUGCUGUUCGAUCUGUCUGGAUCUGCUGAAGGAUCCGGUGACUAUUUCUUGUGGACACAACUACUGUAUGAGCUGUAUUAAAGCCCACUGGGAUGAAGAAGAUGACAAGAAUAUCUACACCUGUCCUCAGUGCAGACAGACUUUCUACCUGAGGCCUGUCCUCGUGAAAAACACCAUGUUGGCAGAGUUAAUUGAGGAACGGAGGAAGACAGAAGCUGCUCCAGCUGAUCACUGCUAUGCCAGACCUGGAGAUGUGGCCUGUGAUUUCUGCACUGGGAGGAAGCUGAAAGCCUUCAAGUCCUGUCUGGUGUGUCUGGCCUCUUACUGUGAGCAACACCUUCAGCCUCACUAUGAAUCUCCUACUUUUAAAAAACACAAACUCACUGAAGCCUCCCUGAAGCUUCAGGAGAACAUCUGCUCCCGUCAUGAUGAGGUGAUGAAGAUUUUCUGCCGCACUGAUCAGCAGUGUAUCUGCAUUCUCUGCUCAAUGGAUGAACAUAAAGGCCACGACACAGUGUCAGCUGCAGCAGAGCGGACUGAGAGGCAGAAGGAGCUUGGUGAAAGUCGGCAAAAAAUCCAGCAGAGAAUCCAGGACAGAGAGAAAGAUGUGAAGGUGCUUCAGCAGGAGAUGAAGGAUAUCGAUUCCUCUGCUGAUAAAGCAGCGGAGGACAGUGAGAAGAUUUUUACUGAGUUGAUACAUCUCAUUGAGAAAAGACGCUCUGAUGUGAAGCAGAAGAUCAGAUCUCUGCAGAAAACUGAAGUGAGUCGAGUCAAAGAGCUUCAGGAGAAGCUGGACCAGGAGAUCACAGAGUUAAGGAGGAAGGACGCUGAGCUGGAUCAGCUCUCACACACGGAGGACCACAUCCAGUUUCUUUACAGUUACCCCUCACUGUCAAAACUUACUGAGUCCACAGAGUCACCAAGACCAAACAUCUACUGUCUGCAGUACUUUGAGGAUGUGAUGGCAGCUGUGACAGCAGCCAGAGAUAAAAUGCAGACCAUCCUUACUGAGAAACUGCCUUUAGCAGAGCCCAUGACCAGAGCUGAGCUCUUACAAUACUCACGUGAAAUCACGCUGGAUCCAAACACAGCAAACAACUUCAUGGUUUUAUCAGAGGGGAACAGAAAAAUAACAUAUAAUUACAAAAAUCCACCAUAUUCUCAGCAUCCAGACAGAUUCAUUCACAUACCUCAGGUCUUGAGUAAAGAUGAUCUGACUGGACGUUGUUACUGGGAGGUGGAGAGGAGCAGGAAAGCUGGAGUAGCAGUCGCCUACAAGAGUAUUGGCAGAUCAGGGGAUUUUAAUGUACAUGUAUUUGGAUUCAAUGAGAAGUCUUGGGCACUAUAUUGUGACAAUAGUUAUACCUUCAGACAUGACAGCCACUCAAUCAGCAUCUCAGGACCUAAAUCCUCCAGAAUAGGAGUGUACCUGGAUCACAGUGCAGGUAUUCUGUCUUUCUACAGCGUCUCUCAAACAAUGACUCUCCUCCACAGAGUCCAGACCACAUUCACUGAGCCGCUCUAUGCUGGACUUUUUCUUGGUGGUUCUAAUGGAGACACUGCUGAGUUCUGUAAACUCAAGUAGUCAUUGAAGAGGCAGAGGACAGGGUAAUAUCCAAGAAACAUAUUAACUUAUGGAGGACAUGAAUGCAGGUGCAGGUAUGUAUGCUUUACAGGGACAAAGUGAUUUGACACGGGUGGCUGGUGUUGUUGAUUUUGUGUGUGAUUUUAUCAAAUGCAGAAAGUGUGUACCUGUGUGAUUGUUUCAAAUCAUGCCUCAUGUAAAACAGGAAGUCAGGGGUGUCAAUGGAGACACUGCUGAGCUGUGUGAGCUCAUGUAGAUAGACUUAUAGAGACAGUGUCUAAAAUUCCCUUUCAAUUUUUUUGGAUUUAUUUUUUACGUAUCUUGUUAUUCUUUUUGAUCCUGCUUAUUUUUAUUAAUAUUUUGUGUUUACUAAUUUGAUUCUUUUUUUUAUUGUAUUUAGUUUUAGUGGUUUUGGUGAUUGUGAUUUUUUUUUUUUUUAUCUCUAUUUCCCAUUAUCAUCUGUCUUCUUCCUAAUAUGUUCUCUUAAAGGGCCAGUGUGUAAUAUUUGGCAUGGUUUAUUGUCAAUCUGAAUCUGAAUCUUCUACCCAUUAAUAUGUUUAUACAAGUGUAUGAUCGCUAUAAAAUAAAAUUCGUUUGGUUUUCGUAGCCUUAUAAUUACGCUUUUAUAUAUAUAUAUAUAUAUAUAUAUAUAUAUAUAUCUAUAUCAAGGGCCUUGCUUUAGAGAGGUCGCCAUCUUGCGCCGCCAUGUAUGUACGGUAGCCCGAGCGGACAAUCCAGCCAGCCAGAGAACGCGUUGCGCGUGUAUAAAUGAACCAACGAAGACAGCGGAAGGAAGGACGAAGGAGGAGGAAACAGCAGAGUGUUAGUAGUUCGUUGAUAGAGAGUAGUGAAAAGUUUUUUUAGUUAUAAAGUUUGCGAAUGGACCACACUUACCACGCAACAGGAGAGAAUGAACCUGAACCGUCAUCUGCGAGGAAAAGAAGACGCAACUUCACUCCUUGUGAUGCACUCUCUGCGGUGCUUUUCCUCCUGGUGAUAUGUCUCCCCAAUGAUGGUAGCAGUAGCACCGAAUCCCAUUCUGUGCAUUCAGCCUCUCUUCUCACCCGCUCAGCAUCAAACACAUGGAGUUCCUCAUCUGUAUGCUCCGGCUCAAACAGGUAUGGCUCUGGGUCUGUGUCCGCUACAAGAAACUCUUCAAAAUCGCGUUCAAAGUCGUCCAUUGCAGCUACUAUAGUCCGGAGAUAUUGCUAGGCUAAAUAAACAGCUGAGCUCUGUUUACAGGCUACGCUGUCAGUCAGUGUGCGGGCUGGAGAUUGGUGGAGCAGAGAGGGGAGGGGGUCCCACUCGGUAUG